GCCCUUUACAGGUCCUAUGGUCACGGUUGACUGAGGGUGCAGUUUUGCGCUGAUAGUGUUAUUCACACAGGGCUUUAGUUACCUAUUGUUUUGCACGACAUAUUUAAUCUCAAUUCUUACGUAUUUGUAACUGUGAUUUUUUUAUAUGUGAAGUAUAUUGUAGUGAUAAAAGAAUGCUUUUGAAAGCUUUCAUAUUUAUUAUUGGUACAACUACAAUCACAGCAAGUACAUUUCAAACUCUAUUCCCAGAGCAAAAUAGACUGUAUUCCUAUGCUUUUAAGACGAACGUUACCACUGGUACAGUGACACCAAUAGAGGAUGGUUCUUGGUGGUGUCUGGAAGGUUCAUUGUUGGUACAAGUUUAUGAUGAUUUUGGAAGAAUUCGAGUGCAGAUGGAAGGACCAAAGUCCACAACAAACAGCAAACACGGAGAAUCCAACUUCCAAUCGGACGAAGCAGUUCACUUCUUGACAACUCCAUGGGAAAUUAACUCCUGCUUCACUUCAAUUCAUGUCCACGCGGAACCAGAAUGGGUUACAAACAUCAAACGAGCGCUGUCAUUCAACUUCUUGCUGGCAUCACCUGCUGACAGCAAGGACACUCAUUAUACUAUUCAAGAGCCAUGUCUCCAAGGCAUCUGCUUAGCAGUGUACUUCAGGUCAGACUCCAAACUUCGCAAGUACUACAGCACUAUACAGAGCGGUGUAAUAUCGUCUCAUGCACUCCAUUGCCAGUCACAUGCUACUUCUAGUGCUUGGUAUACUACGCCGUAUCAUCCUCAUCACCCUAACUACGUGACGUCGUCGGAGCGGGAAUAUGAGUUAGAUCAGAAAACCGGUCUGGUUAGCUUGGAAAUGAGGAGCAGCGUUCAAUAUAGAACUGAAAACAAUUUACUGGCUGUUAAAACUGA
This is a messenger RNA of Hyposmocoma kahamanoa, 910 nucleotides long. RefSeq lists its product as uncharacterized. Gene Ontology annotation, molecular function: lipid carrier activity. Gene Ontology annotation, biological process: lipid transport. The record is from RefSeq and is a predicted model, not a curated record. The transcript has 7 exons. NCBI's taxonomy places the organism in Eukaryota, Metazoa, Arthropoda, Insecta, Lepidoptera, Cosmopterigidae. The annotation marks the transcript as partial.